Molecule: messenger RNA, 2180 nt
Organism: Gaeumannomyces tritici R3-111a-1
Lineage: Eukaryota; Fungi; Ascomycota; Sordariomycetes; Magnaporthales; Magnaporthaceae
Product: trimethyllysine dioxygenase
Exons: 9
Coding region: 300-1916 (538 amino acids)
Biological process (GO): carnitine biosynthetic process
Cellular component (GO): mitochondrion
Molecular function (GO): oxidoreductase activity
Source: RefSeq, a predicted model, not a curated record
CUGGAAACUGUUUAGGGACCAAUCCCGAAUGCAGCCUUUGACAAGUCUCGUGCGAGCUGCUAAAUGCCGAGCAUACCCGCAUUCAUCGUCCCAUAUACAUCUUAUAUAAGUUCCUGAGCCGUUUUCGGGGACUGCCGAGGCCCAUAAGCCAUCAGAGACUGGGUCAGGCUGUCCCCAUCAACGUUGCUCAGCAUUCCCUGGACUGGACUACCCAGGCAUUGGCCCGACGGCUUGGAUCGUCUCUGCGCUAGAUAUAUCUCCCGCUCGACCUUGCGCAGAGCCAGUGCGCAGACAUCACCAUGGCUUUGCGCAAGAUUAGACGUGUCCUGGCGGACCUCAAAUACACUCCCAAACUCUCUGGGACCAUCUCAAAGUCCAUGAGAUUGAACUCAUAUCCGAUACGCGCAAAACUGCCACCACCCUCAGUCUCCGAUGGGCUCAUCAAGGCCUCGAUGCCAGCCGGCGGAGACAUCCAAAUUACCAACGAGGGCGUCGACCUUUCGAGGUACAACCCAGGGACACCUGUGUCCGUUCGGCCGAAGCGGGCGGUUCUGCCUCACUUUUGGCUGCGUGAUAACUGCCGCUGCGUUCGAUGUGUGAACCAAGACACCAAACAGCGAAACUACAAGACGUUCAGUCUGGACCAGGGCCUUCAUCCACUCGAGGCGCACAUGCGCCAGGAUGACCUGCACGUAACAUGGAGCGACCAUCACCGCAGCGUUUACCCCCGUGAAUUCAUCUCCUACUACCUCGCCCAUGAUAGGCGGCCGGCAACAGCAGACUUUCCCAAAAAGAGUCUAUGGGCAACAUGGAACGACCGGAUGCCCCCGACGGCCCUGUACAGCAAAGUCAUGGACCCGGACAACAAUGACUUUGGUGUCUCUGUUCUCACCUCCCACCUUAUGAGGCAUGGUUUCGUCUUUGUCCCGGGCACGCCGGCCACGCCCGAAGAUACGGAGAAGCUCCUGGAGCGCAUUGCGUUCGUGCGCGUGACGCACUACGGCGGUUUCUACGACUUCAUUCCCGACCUGGCAAAGGCCGAUACCGCAUACACGAACCUGGCACUACCCGCGCACACGGACACGACCUACUUCACAGACCCCGCCGGCCUCCAGGCCUUCCACCUGCUCUCCCACGUGAUGCCUUGGGAGCCGCCGACUGGGCCAACACCGUGGCCCAGAACUCUGGCGGCCGAGGCGCCGGCUGCAUCUUCUGCCUCCCCACCUGAGCCUAUGACGCCCAUGUCUGUAUCUGCUCAAGACAGUUGGGAGGCCUUCGCCAGCAGGCUCAUGAGUGAGAGCAACUCACACAACAGUGACACCACCACCACUAUCACCGUCAGUAACAGUGACGAUAGCGACACCGGAAUGGUCAGGAGGGUACUUUCGGGAUCCGUGAGGGCCUCCGACUUGGAGCAGGGGGGCAAGUCGCUUCUCGUGGACGGCUUUCACGCGGCCGAGCUCCUCCGCGAGCAGGACCCCGAGGCUUUCAAGAUCCUGUCCACGGUCCGUCUGCCCUGGCAUGCGAGCGGCAACUCGGGCAUCGCCAUCUCGCCGGACAAGCGGUACCCCGUCAUCGAGCUCGGCGAGGACGGCACCACUCUGCACCGGAUACGGUGGAACAACGACGAUCGCGGCGUCGUCCCGAUCGAGGACGGAGGCUUCUCGGCAGACCAGUGGUACGAGGCCGCCCGCAAGUGGGACAGCAUUAUUACCCAACCGGAACAUGAGUUUUGGGUGCAGCUCAAGCCAGGCACGGUGUUGAUCUUUGACAACUGGAGGGUCAUGCACGGCAGGAGCGCUUUUGUGGGCACUAGGAGGAUUUGCGGCGGCUACAUCAACCGAGACGAUUGGAUCUCGCGCUGGAGGAACACGGCUCUUCCUGCUGACGAAGUCUCCGACACUGUGAUCGGAUAGGAGGCGGAUGGAAGUUUCUUGGUGUAGCAGGGGGCUUUUCAUGGCAAACAACUGUAAUCAUAUGGUCUAUCAAGAUUUGAGGUCUGAGUAUCCAAAGCCAUGUUCACACUAGAAACCCCGCUGUCUGUAGAUAGGUCGAUCGACUAUAGAUAUUAUUGCAGUGGAACGAGGUAGUAAAAGCCACCGCGGUUUGUAGCAUGCAUCAUUUGGGGGUUUCUUGCCCGACAAGCCAAGCCGAGCGCGGGUGGUCACGUCGCAUCUGCC